This is a messenger RNA of Nematocida homosporus, 831 nucleotides long. RefSeq lists its product as uncharacterized. NCBI's taxonomy places the organism in Eukaryota, Fungi, Microsporidia. The record is from RefSeq and is a predicted model, not a curated record. The transcript has a single exon. Bases 1 to 831 code for a protein of 276 amino acids. Gene Ontology annotation, molecular function: protein binding.
AUGGAACAUACGUUUGCUAGCGAUAUCUUUUCGAUUGAAAGUUUUGCGAAACCGUUAGUUGUCCUACUUGAUGGUGAAAUAUAUCAGUUGUGUGAAGGAAAGUCGCCCAAAAAGUUAUUUGAUCUAAAAGAACGAGUUAAGUUAACUUUGGUUAAGGACGAAGUCUUAUACAUCUGCACAGUGGCCGAGGUGUAUCGUUUAGAGGCCGGGCAGUUGAAAGGUAUUCUGAAAGGGGAGUUUGAGCAGGUGUCAGCUAUGGACAUUUCAAGUUGUAGGACGUACUUGGGAACGGGUACUUAUGCCGGAAACGUUACGAUGCAUAACUUGGUACUACGCACUAAGAUUACUUAUCAAGAACAUGAAGAUAGUAUUGUCGGAUUGGUGAUUCGGAAUAAGUCUUUUUAUACAGCGAGUGAGGAUGGGAUUAUUAAUCGUACACGGAUUGAUGAAGAAGAGCCUCGGGAUACUUUUGGCAUCGGUAAACUGUUGCGGUAUCUGGGUAUCUUUAAUAAGGUUUUACUUGUAAUUGAUGCUCAAGGCUCUCUUUAUACGUUUGAUAGUACUAUUAAUGACUUCUGCCGGGAAAGGAAGGUUUUACCAGGUGUAACUGAGGUGUAUCCGAUCAAGCAAACAAUUUAUACCGUUCAUAACCAGGAAAUAACAGAGUUACUGCCCAAUCGCCAAAUCAACAAAAUGCCCUACCCCGAGAUGUACUUCGAAGGUCUUUUUGCCUACCGCAACCAACUCUAUCCCUACAGCGGCUGUGCAAUUCUUAAGUGGAAAUCUCCUAAGGCCGAAGGUGAAAUAGAUGACUUCUUUGAAGACCUCUAA